AUGGGUUUGAGCACAGUUAUUUGUAUUGGUAUGGCUGGAUCUGGUAAGACCACGUUUAUGCAGAGAUUAAACUCUCAUUUACGUGCUUCGCCAGACCAUAAGAACCCUUAUGUCAUCAAUCUAGAUCCUGCCGUUUUGAAAGUUCCUUACGGUGCCAAUAUUGAUAUUCGUGACUCAAUCAAAUACAAAAAAGUUAUGGAAAACUAUCGUUUAGGCCCCAACGGGGCUAUUGUGACCAGUCUUAACUUAUUUGCCACUAAGAUAGACCAAGUUAUUGGUUUGGUGGAAAAGAAAAACGAUGCGUAUGAUCAUUGCAUCGUCGAUACACCUGGCCAAAUUGAAUGUUUUGUCUGGUCUGCAUCUGGUUCUAUCAUUACAGAAUCAUUUGCUUCCACAUUCCCAACUGUGAUAGCAUACAUUGUUGAUACUCCAAGAAACUCCUCACCAACCACAUUCAUGAGCAAUAUGUUAUAUGCAUGUUCCAUUCUGUAUAAAACCAAGUUACCUAUGAUUAUCGUUUUCAAUAAGACUGAUGUAAAGAAGGCAGAUUUUGCAUUUGAAUGGAUGAAGGAUUUCGAGUCGUUCCAAGAAGCUAUAAGAAAUGAUCAAGAAUUGAAUGGCGAUUUGGGUAUGGGUUCGGGUUACAUGAGUUCACUAAUCAAUUCUAUGUCAUUAAUGUUAGAAGAAUUUUAUUCGCAACUUGAUAUGUGUGGUGUUUCUAGUUUUACAGGUGAUGGGUUUGACGAAUUCUUAGACAUUAUUGACAAGAAAGUUGAUGAAUACAAUGACUUUUAUAAGAUUGAAAGAGAAAGAAUAAUCAAAGAAAAAGAAUUAAAGGAGCAAGCAAGGAAGGACCAAUCAUUGAAUGGCUUAAUGAAGGAUUUGGGCUUGGAAGAUAAGAAGGCUAAUAAUGGAAACACUGACGACAGUGCCGAUGUCGUUAGUGAUUUAGAAGAAGGCGAAAAUGACGGUUUAGUUGAUAGAGACGAAGACGAAGGAAUUGAAAGAGAAUACACGUUUCCUGGCGAAGAUAGGUUGGAAGGAGAGGUCAAUGAUAGAACUGCACCAGAUUUACAGAAGAAAUAUCAAGAAGCUUUCGAGCAAACAAGCAAGCAAGCUAGUAGUGAAACUGCAGAGAAUAUUGCACGUUAUAUAAGGCAGUAA
Molecule: messenger RNA, 1164 nt
Organism: Kazachstania africana CBS 2517
Lineage: Eukaryota; Fungi; Ascomycota; Saccharomycetes; Saccharomycetales; Saccharomycetaceae
Gene: NPA3
Product: GTPase NPA3
Exons: 1
Coding region: 1-1164 (387 amino acids)
Molecular function (GO): GTPase activity
Source: RefSeq, a predicted model, not a curated record